Prorocentrum cordatum is the source of this 2108-nucleotide messenger RNA. The record is from the annotation of a GenBank genome assembly. Lineage: Eukaryota; Dinophyceae; Prorocentrales; Prorocentraceae.
CCCAUCUGAUCACUCGUCACCUUUUCGUAGUCGUUUGUCCUCGAGCUAUGCUCGAGCCAGGGGGAUGCAGAGCGGCCCGGUGACGCCGCCAGGCCCGGCCUCGUCGGGCGCGCGCGCCUGGGCUUACGGCGCUCUUGAGCGGCCCGCGGCGGGGGCUGCGGCGAUAUGCUCUCGUGGCUGAAGGGCUCGGACGCGCACAGCCGAUGCGACGGCUCGGCGUUCGCGACCGUGACAGAGGGCCUGCAGGAGCUGUACCGGGACAAGCUGCUGCCCAUCGAGCAGGAGCACCAGUUCCACAAGUUCUAUUCCCCUGAGCUCACCGACGCGGACUUCUCCGCCACCCCCAGCCUGGCGGCGCGCACGAGGUGGCCGGCGGGAGAGGGGGCGGCCUCGUGAGAAGGCGAGGGGGCGGGGGCUUCCGAGGAGGCAGGUGCUCUCUUAGUGGGACUUGGAGGGGAGGGCUUCUAAGAAGCCAGGAGGGCUUCUAAGAAGCCCCCUCUGCCAACAUUUCUUUGAAGAUCCCACGCCUCCUCACAUAGAAAACGCCCGUCCUCUGCGUUACCUCUUGUCCACGCCGCCAAUCCAUGGUGCUCCUCAUGGGACAGUACUCCACAGGGAAGAGCACCUUUAUACGCCACCUCCUGCAGCGAGACUACCCGGGCCUCCGCAUCGGGCCAGAGCCCACGACCGACAAGUUCGUCUGCGUGCUCCACGGGGACACCGACUGUGCAACCCCGGGUCACGCCCUGGUGGUGGACAAGACGCUUCCCUUCACGCAGCUCAGCCACUUCGGCAACGCCUUCCUGAGCCGACUGGAGGGCGCCAAGCUGGACAGCCCCGUGCUCGAGGGUAUCGCCCUCAUCGACACGCCAGGGGUCCUCUCGGGCGAGAAGCAGCGCAUCCAGCGCGACUAUGACUUCGAGGCCGUCGUGAAGUGGUUCGCCGACCGGGUGGACAUGAUCCUGCUUCUUUUCGACGUGUCCAAGUUGGACAUAUCCGACGAGUUCCGCCGCGUUAUCUUGGCGGCUCGCGGAAACGAUCACAAGGUCAACAUUGUGCUCAACAAGGCGGACGGUGUGACGACCCAGCAGCUGAUGCGCGUGUACGGUGCUCUCAUGUGGUCUCUUGGUAAGGUGGUCGACAAUCCGGAGGUCUCGCGGGUGUACGUGGGCUCCUUUUGGGACGAGCCGCUGAAGAACGAGCACUUGCGCGAGCUGUUUGAGCAGGAGGAGAACGACCUGUACACGCAGAUCGCUCAGCUGCCCCGGACGUCGGCGGUGCGGAAGGUCAACGACCUCAUCAAGAGGGCCCGGCUCGCCAAGGUGCACGCCUUCCUGCAGGACCACCUGUACAGCAAUAUGCCGACCUUUUUCGGGCACGCGCAGGAGAAGGAGAGGAUGCUCCGAAGCCUGCCCAGCAUCUACCAGCAGAUCGCCACGCAGAGGGGCCUGCCGCUGGGCGACUUCCCAGACCCCAGGACGAUGCAGCAGAUCCUGCAGCCGGCGGACUGGUCGGCCUUCAGGCCCCUCAACCCCGAGAUGCUGGAGCUCCUGGAGACGCUGCUGAACGUGGACCUGCCCGAGCUGCUGCAGCUCAUACCUGAGGAGCAGAGCCGCACCGGUGUCAACGUAGCGGCCGUGCCGCAGGUCGCGGGGCAGGCGUCCCCGUUCGCGGUAAUGAAGGUGGGGGGCGCCAGCGAGCAGUCGGCGUACGCCAAGUACUACACCGUGCCGCCGAAGACCGCCGACUACAAGGCAGAGUUCGAGUCGCUGAAGCCGCAGGACGGCCGGCUGACAGGGCAGCAGGCCAAGGCGAAGAUGGUCGAGAGCCACCUGCCCUCCAACGUGCUGCACAGGAUAUGGGCGCUGUCCGACAUCGACAAGGACGGCGCGCUCACCCUGCCGGAGUACGCCCUCGCGAUGCACCUCAUCAACAUGAAGCUGAAGGGGCAGGACGUGCCCGUGGAGCUCCCCGACGAGAUGCUGCCCCGGGAGCUCCGGCCGCCCCGGGGCCUCGGCGACCCCGCGGCCGUGGCCGCGGCGGACGAGGCGGCCGCGGCGGCGCACGCCGUGGGCCCGUGACCCGCGGCGGCCGGGGCACCCUCGUCG